This is a messenger RNA of Colletotrichum truncatum, 4590 nucleotides long. Its product is annotated as neutral amino acid permease. The record is from RefSeq and is a predicted model, not a curated record. Lineage: Eukaryota; Fungi; Ascomycota; Sordariomycetes; Glomerellales; Glomerellaceae.
AUGACGGUGGCCGUCUCAAAACCCACGGUAGUCGCCGUUGCGGCGACGACUGUAACUCCAGUCGAUGAGAUAGCAGUAAUUUGGCAGGAAGUACAGAGGAUGGUUAUCCGCAUGGCGGGAGGAGACGCCUCGAAGAUCAACAAACAACUCGACAUUGACGGGGUAAUGCAGUACCUAGAACAAGUGCAAGUAUCGGAUCAGAAAGCCGCCGAAAAGCACGGCACCGUUAAAAAGGUUUUCAACAGAACCCUACAGUGCAUUUCGAAGGUUGGAGGAAUUAUUGCUGAUGGAGCUUCCAACGUUUUCGGUCCUGCCAACACAUGUUUCAAUGCCCUGACCUUUGUCAUUGGAGCCUGGCAGUCUUACUCGGCCGCUUUCGAGAGUCUUGCAGCGCUGCUUGAGAAAUGUGCCGAGUUCUUUGAGCGCCUCCCUUAUUACGAUAUAAUGGAUGCAUCUCUCAAAAAGGUUGCCUGUUGUCAACUAAAACUUUUCGUGGAUGUGUGCGACAAGGCACUUCAACUGAAGCGUAAGAGGCGCAAGUUCGAGAUGUUUCUUCGUCACAUGUUCCUGGAAGAUGACGAUAUCAAAGACUUGUUAGGCCAGAUGGAGAAAUUGACUGCGAGGGAACACGGACUUGUAUCUGCCCAGACGUACAAAAUCAGCCAGGACGCUGCGCAAGCUAGUCAAGAGGCAGCGAAAACAUCAAAGGAGAGCGCAGUUAAGCUAGACACGCUGGUUGAGCAGACCACUGCCCAUAAGAAGGAGAAAACGGAGCAGAAGUUCAAGGACAAAGUUCAAGAGGCCUUUUUCGGCAAAAAUGCCAAGGAUGCUGUAGACAAGUGGGAGGCUCCUCUUCGGAAGUACAAGUCGGACCUGAUUGACGGAACUGGUGAAUGGCUGGACGACGAGCAGCUCUUCAUUUCGUGGAUGACUGGCGAUGACACGACUGAUCCGAUCUUGGGUAUCGAGGGCAACGAGGGAUCAGGAAAAACGCGAGUGGCUGCUCAUAUUAUUUCCCGCCUCCAGAAGCAAAAGACCGUAGGUGGCUCUAACACAAGAUGUGCUGUCGCAUACUAUUUCCUCGAGACAGACUCCAAGGAGGAUACCACAGCAGCCUUCAGAAAGAAGCAAGUCGCAGGACGCAUCUCAAAGAGCCUUCUUUGGCAGCUCACGCAAGCGGAACAGCCUUUUCUGAAGUCCGUUGCCGGCCUAUGCGAUAAAGUAAAGACGGAUGAUCCAGCUGAUAUUUGGCAACAACUCCUGCUUGAAAACGAAGACCGAGUCAAUAUUGAAAGCACAUUCUUCAUUGUCCUCGAUGGUCUUGGAGAAAAUCUAGACGGUCUCAUUAGUUUGUUCAAGAAGUUAUCAGAAGACCCGGCAAGAAUACGCACUAGAGUCUUAGUGACAGGAAAUGAGAGCGCCUUUGAACAGCUUGAGAAAGAAGAGGGUAUCAGAAUGAAGAAAAUGACACUCGGUACGCGCAACUCUAAGGAUGUUGAGCUCUACAUAGAGGCCCGGAUGAAUGACAUGGAAAUCUUGAGAGAUACAAGCAGACCGGGUGUUCUCGAUACCAAGAAGAUGGUCCUGGAAAAGCUUCUCAGUUCAACAAAUGGUGAUUAUUAUAUUACCAGCGCAGCACUUGACAACAUUGACCGUGUCGAUUCCCUCGAAGAAGUUGAGGAUUGUCUCGAAAAGGCCAGCGGGGCCAGGUCCAACCAAAUUCUUGAGGAUAUCAAGAGGCUCAACUUCACCAUGAAGCCAAAGGAAAUCGAGGAAAUCAACGAGAUCAUCCUCUGGAUCAAAUGGGGUAUUCGGUGGGUGACGCCAGCUCAUGUUGAAACAUCGCUGGAGAUGAAAGCGGAUCCUGAAUCGGCCAGUCGGCAGACGUCCCUUCGAUCACUGGAGUCAAAGAUCAAGUCGAAGUAUUCAUCGCUAUUCAGACUUGACGGGGAAACUAUUGACUUCAAAAUUGACGAAAUGAGAGAUAACAUUCCAACUCACAACAACGCCGAUCCGAUUCUACCCGAGGAGCUCAACAUAGUCAAGCACUAUCUCUCGACUGUUUGUCCAAGGGAUGUUUACGAAAAGUUUGGUUUCAACGACUUCUUUGAGCAGAAGAUGGAACGCAAGAAAAACUACAUUUGCCAAGACCCGAACAAUGCCGAAAUAACACUCGCCAUUAGGUGCCUCCGCUGCCUCGUAGACGAACAGCAAACGGCCAAGAACAGACAGUUUCGUACUUACGCAUCGGAAUACGUCUAUCAGCACCUCGAGAACGCUGACAUCUCGCUUGCCGAUCGUGAACUUAAAGCCCAGGCCGGGUCUUUAUUGGUCCGUUUGUUUACUGAGGAGGCUGCAAUUGAAGCUCUACUAACGCGAGAUUACGGCUUGGAUUGGGAGCAUAUGAGUGCCGAGAGUGACAAGGCCUUGCCUUCUAAUUGGGCCCCCUGGGUAUUCUCGGACUCUGGGAAGGACCUCUUCCGAAAGUGGUCACAGGACUCGUCAGUUCUGGAGUACCUCGAGGAUAAGAACGCGCUCAAAGUUCUAGCAAGCAAUGACGACUAUUCAAACAGCUGGUUCGAGACGGCUGCAAACCUGACCGCCAAGAGACUCCUCAAGCCGGUGGAUCGCGGGAGGGAAUUGGAGGAUGCAUUUACAUUGCUUUUAGGGCUCAUUAAGCGACUGAGCCAAACAGAUGAAGAAAGAAAACAAGAGUUCAAGAUCGAUGAAGAACGCCUUUGGCUGCCUACGAUGGAGGAUUUCAGUACUGUGGAAACCUGGGCAUUGAAGAGCCUUGGUUUGGAAGCAGACGACGCCGUAUGGCAGACUACAAUGGUAAAACUUCUCAACUUCUUGGAGAACGACGUAACAAUCACACCAAAGGACACUGAGACUAGGGCGAGGAGGACUCUCGAGACUUACCCAGACGACUGGGUCACGUUGUUCCUCUUGGCGCGGGGCUUGGAAUCCAACUCUGAAAGCAUUGAAAUGCUGGAACGACUCAUUGAACAGCUGAAGGACAUCAAGGAUGACCCCGUCUGGCGGUCCGACAAAGAGAACCUUGCGAUUUAUUCCGAUGUUAUAGAGUCCUUGGGUGACCGCUACUGGAACUUGCCCGGCGAUGAAAGUGCACAAAAGGCGGCCCAACUAUACCUGUCGGCUCUAGACGAGUCGCACACGUGGGUUGUAAACUAUGCCGGAAUCAUCGCGGUCAGCUUCUCGAGGCGACAGCUAUCUCGUCAGACCAUUGAAUAUUGCGAAAAGCUUCUCAGCCUCUACGAAGACGGCAUGACCGUGGCUGCUAAGGUGGUCUACCAGGGAAGCAAAAUCUACAUGAAGAUCUUUUGGGACGCUAUCAAGAAUGCCUGUCUUGAGACGGACCGCUGGGACAUCCUCACCGAGCUUUGGAAGGAAGGCGUCAAGAAGUCCGAAAGCCCGCCCCGGGAUCCUUAUUGGACGGCUCAAAUCAACAAAUGGUAUCAGAUCUGCAUGGCGCACCGGCCAGGCUACGAUAACGCUGGCAUUGGAGUGAUUGAGGCGUCGUUGAGAGAGGACUGGGUCAAGGACGGGGGCGGAAUGAACCUCAACGACUUUGCUUGUUUCAUCCUGCCAGUCUACACCAAACGAGCAUUUAGGGAAGAGUCCAGCCCGGAGACCAGGGGCAUCUAUGUUGAAAAGGCCAUGGCUCUGAACGAGCUCUUCAAAGGUGAUGUGAUACGGUACACCGAGACGGCGUUGAGAUUCGCACGGUUCUUCCAUCUCAAAGGGGACCACAAGACUGCCAAAUCACUCUUACGAGAUGAGGUCUCCCAGAUGCUCGAAAUGCUAUCCGACGACGACGUGGAGAACGACAGGGACUCUUUCCGGGUUCUAUCUGAAAUCUUUGUGGCCACAAAUGACAUUGCCAACAUGAUAGCGUGCUGGGAAAUGAUGUCCGUCUCGAAGAUGGCGGAAAUGGCUGAAUAUGAGCGGAAACUGGCUGAAUGGGAAAAAGCUACUGGAGAAGCGGUGGAGGGCGACGCCGACCACGAUGAUAUUUCCAACACGGAUGGAACUCUCGCCGAGCAGACGGCAUCCCCAGAGGAGCCUAUUUCUGAACAGCAAGAGCCUACCAGUGAAGAUAAGGAAGAGCCGGUGGCUCGGGAGGGAAGCUCUCACCCUGAGGACGAAUCUUCUUCCGAUCCAGCAAAUAUUGCUGAGAAUGAAACAUCGGUGCCAGAUGUCUCACCCCAGGAGACUGACAAUGCGAUCCUCAUCAAGCCUCAGAUGCCCGAUACCUCGCUCGGAAUCUGCUUCACGUACUGCGACACUGUUCUACAGUUUCCAAACAAAAUAUGGGUAUGCCUGGACUGCGUUGGUCAGAUCUGGCUUGAUGAAGACUGCUUUGCGAAAUUUGGUCCAAAGGGGGUGAAGAACAUCAGUUGCGGUGCGGACCACACAUUCAUCCAACUACCACCUUGCGACGAGGCGUCUAUCAAGGCAAUUCCUAGCGGCUCAAUCAGGGUGGACGGGAAGAUAAUCACCAUGGAAGAUUGGAAGGCAAGCGUGAAGGCCACUUAUGUGGAUGAUGUCGAGAUCGCUACCGUGUAG